Molecule: messenger RNA, 5427 nt
Organism: Pezoporus occidentalis (night parrot)
Lineage: Eukaryota; Metazoa; Chordata; Aves; Psittaciformes; Psittacidae
Gene: FYB1
Product: FYN binding protein 1
Exons: 21
Coding region: 386-3025 (879 amino acids)
Biological process (GO): protein localization to plasma membrane; T cell receptor signaling pathway; integrin-mediated signaling pathway
Cellular component (GO): plasma membrane
Molecular function (GO): protein binding; lipid binding
Source: RefSeq, a predicted model, not a curated record
AGUUUUCUCCACUGAUCAUAAUGAAACCCACAAGUAACAUUGUUAUGCAAACCCUCGCUGAGAAACAGAACUCCUCUUAGCAAACAGACCAGGCUGCUGAAGUGAGAUACCCAUGGACUGUAUCAUUGCAGGAACCAGUUUUUCUGCCUGUAUCAAAGUAUUGGAGAGCUUUGGGGAAUCAAGAUACAAAAUGGAGAAGACAAACAAGAACACAGAGCGGAAAGGGGGAGCAGCAGGGAAGAAAAAUUGCUAAGAAGGGAAAGAAAAACUGACACACACACCCCAAAACAGAAGAAUUUCUGUUUUCACAAGGGAACUUUUAGUUCUCUAAGGAUUUUACAGGAAUAACACUAGUCUGGAUGUCAGGGUAGAUGUGAAGUCACUCAUGGCAAAAUUUAACACAGGCAGCAACCCCACAGAGGAUGUUUCUGGUAACAGCCAUCCCUUCAAAGUCUCUGGACAACCUAUCCAUACAGGAUUACAGACAAGGAAAGCAGCAUUUGAGAAAUUUGCAAGCCAAGGAAAUGCAACUUCUUCAGGACCCAGUACUUUUCACAGACCUGUUCAUCCUAAGCCUCCUCAGGCAGUCAAGCCUUCAAUUGAUGAUAGAACAGAGAAGGAUCCAAAGUCCCCAUAUUUGAAACCAGUGGCACAAAGGUUUGGAGUUCAGCUUCAGGCAACUAACAGAGAAAAUUAUGAAAAAGCUGGAUGCACUAAACUCACCACCAAAACCAGUGACUUGGCAAAGGAAGAGCCAGUGCCUCUGUAUCCAAAACUUGCUCAGAACAGGUUCCUUAACUCUGCUCCUUAUGAGAAAGAAAAAAGCGCUCUGGGAACAAAACCAAAUCCAAAUUUUGCGCCACAGGAGAGCGAGGCAAAACCAGCAUUUUCAAAAGUAACUGGAGUUAAGGAAAAGUUCUUGUCUGCAACACAAGAAAAUGAGCCCAAGUCGUCUUUCUCUAAACCACCUCUUGCACAGAAACCUUCUCUAAACCGUGAUGUCUCCCACAAUGAAGACACUUCUAAUAAAAAUGUUUUUCUGCAAAAACAACUAUCAGGCCCUAGACAAAAUAUACACUCAUUUAAAGCAACGAAGGAAGUGGGUGAAAAUAGUAACUGUUCUGCAGAAGCUUCAGGCAGUCAUUUUUCUAAUAAAGCUCUGAAGCCUACUGAUCACUGUUCUGGUGCAUCUGAAGGAACCCCCAAAUAUAUGGAGAAAAAGACUGAAGAAAAGGGAAUGAGUGCUGCCAAGAACAUCUUUCUCAGCAAAAUCACCCAGGAAGAGUCAGGUUCCUCUUCUAAGUUCCAUAAGACAAACACAGUAUUUGCUGAAGAAAGGCUAUCGGGUCCAUCACAAGAGAAAGAGGAUGGGGACAGGAGCUUAGGAAAACCCAAGCAGAAACCCUUGCCCCCGCUGUUCAAGCUGGGCCAGCCCCCGCAGAAGCCCAGCAGACCCCCAAGCGUGGACCUAGAAAGGUUUCGGAAGAGCAGCCUAAAAGACAUCCGUGUUGAGGUUCUGUUCUGCAGCAGACUAUAUACCCACGCAGUGACAUGGCUAUCUGAGUUGGUCCCUAGAAAUGAAGGUUUGAAACAGACAGUAUCUCCCUCAGCAGCACUUUCCCUGCCUGUACCUCCACCACACCCUGCUAUGCAGUUGCCAUCGCCUCCAUCAGCCUCUCACCCAUCUCUGCAGGCAGAAGCAGCUCCUAACCUGCCUCCAAGAAACAUCAAGCCCAGCUUUGAAACAGUAAGUCCAGAAAAUGAAGAAAAUUAUGAUGAUGUUGAAUUUGUUUCACAGGGUCAUCAAAACACAGAGGGGGGCCAAGAAAGUGAUGGUGAGAUGUAUGAAGACAUAAAUGACAUCAGAUCAUCAAGGGAAAAAGAGAAGAAGUGGGACAAGGAAGAAAAGAGAAGAGUGGACCAAGAGAAGAAGGAACAAAAGGAAAAAGAAAAGAAAGAGCAGGAAAUAAGGAAGAAGUUCAAAUUAACAGGACCCAUCCAAGUCCUUCAUCAGGCACGAGCUUGUGCUGACCACAAGGGAGGGAAGAAUGAGCUGACUGUCAAACAGGGGGAUGAGAUUGAAAUAAUUCGCCUGACGGACAACCCAGAAGGAAAGUGGCUGGGCAGGAUAAAAGGAUGUUAUGGAUACAUUAAAACAACCAUGGUGGAGAUUGAUUAUGAUUCUUUAAGAAGAAAGCAACAACAGUCUACCACAGCUUCUGUGAAAUGUCCAGAGAGUGACCAAGAAGUGUAUGAUGAUGUUGGAGAGCAGGACAGUAUUAGCAAUAACAGUGCUGGCCAAAGUGGAUCUGGAAGUAUGUUCCCACCUCCUCCUUCUGAUAAAGAUAUUUAUGAUGGGAUUAAUGACGAAGAUGCUGCAACCAGGUCUGUAUCGCAGGAUGAAGAUAAGAACGGUAUCUGGUCCUGGGGAAUCUUGAAGAGGCUAAAAGUCAAAGAUGACAAAAAGAAAAGUGUACGAGAAAAACCAACCAAAGUCAAUGUGGCAGAAGAUAAUGGAAAUUUGUUCAUGCCUCCUUCAACAAAGCAGUUUGGAAAAGAUUGUGGAGACAAUGAUGUUUAUGAUGACGUAGAUCCUUCAGACUUCUCUCCUCCCCUGCCUGACCUCAAGCAAAAGAAAAUGGCAAUCUCUCCCCUGAUUAGAAAUCUUUCAUCAAAAUCAGCAAGGCUUGUAAAACACAAAUCAGAUGAAAAAGAUGCACAAAAGUUUAAAAAUAUGGAAAGAGAAGAGAAACAGUUCAGAAAAAAGUUCAAAUUUGAAGGUGAAAUUAAAGUCAUGUACUCUACCACAGCAGUCCAGGAUUUGCCCCAGAGAAGAUGGGGAUCUAAAGACUUACAAGUUAAACCAGGGGAGUCUCUUGAAAUUAUAGAAAGUACAGAUGAUACCAAGGUCCUGUGCAGGAAUGGAGAAGGAAAAUAUGGCUAUGUUCUGAGAAGUGAUUUAGUUCAGAAUGAUGGAGAGAUUUACGAUGAUAUUGGUGAUGAUUGCAUCUAUGAUAAUGACUGAGGCAGAAUUUUAUUCAAGUAAGAGGUUCAUUGAAGAUCAAAAUCUAUUCAGAGUUGCUAAUUGUGAAAGCAAGAGAAGUCACUAAAGCUGAUUACAAGUUAACUCAGUUACACUCUUACAAAUGUACAAUUAAUCUUUUUUUAGGAUUUCAGGGUUCUUGCAUUCCUUGCUUUGUAUGACAUUUGAAUUGCCAUUUAUCUGAGCAAUUAAAAUUCAGGGAAUAUGAGCUAAAGUUAAGGUUACCAUAUUCCACUUUCUUUCCACAUUUAUGAUAGUCCAUGUAAAAACACUUCUUCAACUAGCUAUACCCAGAGAGGCUAGUUCAGGUCUAUGAAGUAUACAGAUGACAAUAAGCCCUGGGAACAGGUUUUACUUUGGCUCUGGUCUAUUAAACACCAGAGACUCCCACUCUGGGAAGGACAGUAUCCUGAAAAGAAAUGCUUCCUUUAGUGAUAACAUCCUGUUGUGAAAACAGGAAAUCAAAAGUGGGCAUCAGAGAAGACAAUACAUUGCUGACCUGCCAUUCCAACUGCAAUAGUGUUAGCUACACUGACAUGUACAGCCAUGUACCAUCAUUGCUCAAGUUGCUUUUUCUGUGUUGUACUAAUGAUAAAAUAUCAUUCUCUAAGGUUCAUUUGACCAUUCUGUAAGUACUUUUUGACUAACAGUAAAUUAGUAACAAUGCUACCUGUCUUACAUACAGCACUCUGAGAUAUAAACCAUAGAACGGCAUAGUAUAGGCUAUAGAUUAUAGUAUAGCAUUGCUCAAAAUAUAUUCAGAACAUUUAGGUUAAGAUUUAGUUCCUGUUUAGUUUGAAGAUAUGUUGCUGUUGCCACUAUAGUCAUUAACAUGGACCUAUAAACUGAUGAUUGAUUGGAAAUAAUUUAUAGAUUAAAUAUGUAUUUUGAUAAUACCUUUUCAUCUAGGUACUAUAUUUUAGACUUGGCUGAAUAAGAGAAUAGAAACAACAUUUAUUCCUAAGAAUCAUUAUGAUUCUCUGAAUGAGCAAGUAGCAAACUAAAGUAAAAUGAACAAUGAAUCAUAACAAUAAAUAUCACUUUGCACUUACCUAUCCAAACUCUCUGGAAAUCAAAAGACAGUUACAGUGAACUCCUAGUAAAGAGGGUGAGCAUGCACAGAAAAUGGAACGUAUACUUUUAAUGUGUGAUGCUUUCUCUGUAGUGCAAGAUAAUCAAAAACCUGUAAUAACCAAUGUGGCUGGAUCAGUGUAAGCAACUCCUCCUGAUAAUCAAGGCUCCUAUAAUCCUCAAGGGAAGUAAAGCAUACUGUGCAAACCAGUGCAAUGUAGCAAACUAGCAAGUUUAGCUUAUAAACACAAAAUUUUUGUCUCUGUUGAAGUCAGUGAGUUUUGGUCUUAUCUUCAGUGGUGCUGAGAUUUCAUCUUACACAAGUGCCUUUUACUGACCGUUCAAAAUACAGUAAAUCUUGAAGGAGGUAUAAUGCUAUGGGGAUAUCAAACUUAAAAUUAACUGUUGAGAUAGUAGCCUAUAAGCUGUUUUAUACUGUAUUUAAAAUCACUUAUAAUACACUGAAAAGCUACAUGUAAACUUGCGAUUCCUGUUCUAUAUUUGCUACUCAAACCAGCAUCCAGGCAUAGAAAUACCAAUUUUCUGUGUAAACAUCAGCACCAGCACCCAAAUUUUAAAAAUUACCUUAUUAUAUUGAGUGCAAUAAUGCAUUUGGUUAUUUGACUAUAUUGCUGCUGGUGGUUUAUUUAUUUUUUAAGGGCAUUCAAGAGGGUAUCCUCAUCAAAGUAGUAAUACACCAAAGAACUGAGAAGGAAAGCAGACAUUUAGAGAUACACAACCACUUAUUAGUUUUACACAGUUAGUUGUUGCAAAACACUCUGUGUUAAACUCUAGCAUAUAUGCCCAGUCUUGGUUUAGUUUUAACUGAUAGUAAAUUUCACAUGUUGCACUAAGACCAACAAAGAAACUUCCCUUCUGAGUAUAGUUUAACUAUCUUGUGUUAAACGACUUCAGUAGAAUACAAACCUCUUUUGUCCCCCUGAUAAAGAAGUAAACUAUUCUUUGUGAGAUUUUUCAGUCACAUAUUUUUAAUAGCUUUUAAUGUUCUUAGCCUUGAUGUGCUGUAGGUACUGUGUUUCCUUACUGAAUAUAUUGACUGAAUUUGUCAUACGAUACAUCAAAUAAUGAAAAGAAAUAAUCAUAAGAUUCUUUAAGCUAAAAAUCUGUGUAUUGUUUAUGCAGAUCAAAUAUCAUGUGGUUGUUACAGGGUGUAUAAAUGUAUUUAAAAGGUACUAUGCACUGAAAAAUUACUGUAUUGUAUAUUUUUUUCUUUUCAUUAUUUUACCAACUUUGUUAACUGGAUCCAUUUCUUUUUCUCUCUUCUGAAUAAAAAUGUGCUUUUUGACAAGAAA